This is a messenger RNA of Entrophospora sp. SA101, 2274 nucleotides long. The record is from the annotation of a GenBank genome assembly. Lineage: Eukaryota; Fungi; Glomeromycota; Glomeromycetes; Entrophosporales; Entrophosporaceae.
AUGAAUGAAAAUACGCCAUUAUUAAAUAAUAGUAGCAAUGGUUCCUCCAAUGCCAAUGCUAACGGCUACAGCGCCAACCCGGAACAACUACAACAAUUACAACAAGAUAGACAUCGGAGAGGUGUAUUCAUGAAACCAAAAAUUCAUAAGUGUCCUGGUGGUGAUUAUGAUGAAUUUGAUGAGGCUUGGAUGCAGGAGCAGCGAAAAUUCAUUGAACGAGCUGGAACGAAACCAAGCUUGAAAAAAAGGAUAAAGUUUGAUUUAGAUACUUCAAAAAAAGGAAGAUUCUGGGAAUUAUUUGAUGUUAUCAUGUCAAUGACAUUUGUCUUUUUAUAUAUUUGGAACACACAAUAUGUAAAGAUCGACCAAGACCCGAUACCAUAUCCUCGAAUUUAUCAAAAUGCAGACUUAAUUAUUGCUUGUAUUAUUUUAGUUCAAUAUAUUCCUCACAUUUGGCUUGCAGAUGAACCUCUACAAAGUUUUAUCAGUGUUUAUUCAGUGCUUACUUGGCUAUCAGUGUUUCCAGUGAUUGCAGCCUCUAUUAUAACAAUAUUUGAUGAUGAAAUUGACAAUACUUAUAUGGGAGCUGGAAUUUUGUAUGGACAUCAUGAUAAUGUUGAACAUUUGAGUUUUAUGGAUACCUUUUUUUUUACAGUUGUGAGCUGUACAAAUGGAAUGUCAACAGAUAUAGUACCAGAUAACACCUUUACUCGAAUUGUGAUAUUAUAUGUUAUGAUAGCAGGAGCAGUAUUUCUUCCCUCAAACUUAUCAGAACUUCUUGAUCUUAUUAGACAAAGAUCAAAAUAUUCUCGUCCAUAUAAACCUGAAUUUAAUAUGAAGCAUAUCCUUGUCACUGGAGAUUUUGAUGGGACCAGUCUAUACGAAUUUCUACGUGAAUUUUUUUGUCAAGAUCAUGGUUUGGAUACAAUGAAUACUGAAGUUGUUGUGUUAAAUCCUGAAGAGCCAGAAGAUGAUAUUGCAUUAUUGUUAGAAGAUCCUGCGUUUACCACCAGAGUACAAUAUGUCAAAGGGUCAACAACUUCACGUCAAAGUCUUGAGAAAGUUAGGCUUGAUAUCGCCAGUGUAGUAUUUAUAUUAUCUAAAAAAUUUUCUAAAAAUGAUGAUGAAGAUGAUGCAGCACAAAUAUUAAGAACAUUGGCUAUUAAAAAAUAUAAUAAUAAAAUACCAUUAUAUGCUCAAAUUCACUUACCUGAAAAUGUGCCACAUUUUGAUUUCUUGGCCAAUGAUGUGAUUUGUAUAGAUGAAAUAGCAAUGGGUUUAAUGGCUCAAAGUUUAAUAAUUCCUGGUUUCUAUUCACUCAUUGUAUUGUUGACAACUUCCGUCACUAAAAAAGUAACAAAUAAUUUAAUUUCUAGUGCAAAAAAGAAACAAGGAUUGCAUUGGGCACUUGAAUAUAUUAAUGGGAUUAAUCAAGAAAUUUAUGCUGUAACAUUCUCAAAGGAUUUUAUUGGUAAAACUUUUCUAGAAUGUUCAGAACUAGUUUAUAACCGAUUAGGGGCAGUUUUAUUUUCAAUUGGAAUUUACAGAAUAACACAAAGUUCCAAGGAACCAUUUAAACAAUUACCACCAAACGCCUCACCAUUUCAAAUAUUUUUAAAUCCACAAGAUUAUGUUAUAGAAGGAAACGAGAUUGGGUUUGUGAUUUGUGAUAAUGCUGAGAUAACUAUUAAAAUGGCUCGAUUCGUUGAACAUGUUCAAACUCCCUACAAAUACACGAGUUUAUCUUUUAUAACUCAGUCUGCGCAUGAUUUAUUUGCAAAGAAAAACGGUGAAAAUAGAAAUAUUAAUGAUGAUACUCAAACUGAAAAUAAUUUAGAUCAUACAAAAUUAAAAAUUAAAGCUACUGUAGAUGACAUUGAUGACGGUGGAGAACCAUCGGAUUUGCAAUCAAAUGUGAUUGAUUCAGAAAUAAUACAAAAUAAUAUAGACAAUGCGGCUGCUUAUUGCUUCAAUGAAAAAUCAGAAAUUCCACAUGUUAAAGAUCAUGUUUUAAUUUGUAAUUAUAGUGAAAAUUUUCCUGCUAAUCUUGACAUCUUUAUGAUGGUUCUCCGUGGGGAAAAAACUUCCACCAAACAUUCACCAAUAGUUAUCUUAUCUCCUAACGAACCCGAUGAUUACCAAAAAAGGUCUUUGUCAAAAUUUAAUCCUGUCCAUUUUAUUAAUGGAUCUCCUUUAAGAAGAAAAGAUUUGUAUAAAGCGAGAGUUAAUUAUGCAAAUAAAUGUAUCUUAGAUAUCCACCUUCAUGUCGAGUAA